Messenger RNA from Epithele typhae, 1191 nucleotides. RefSeq names its product peptidase. Bases 1 to 1191 code for a protein of 396 amino acids. Gene Ontology annotation, molecular function: metalloexopeptidase activity. The record is from RefSeq and is a predicted model, not a curated record. Gene Ontology annotation, biological process: proteolysis. Lineage: Eukaryota; Fungi; Basidiomycota; Agaricomycetes; Polyporales; Epitheliaceae. The transcript is spliced from 16 exons.
AUGAAGUUCCUCGCCCUCCUCGCUCUCGUCUCCGCUGCCGUCGCCACGCCUUUGUACGACAUAAGUGCCGAACAGGCACUUCUCGGCGACUUCCUGCCCACCAGCUACCCCGGUUUCGACCUCGACCUCUACGCUCCCCGCCUGGUCCAGCUCGAGGAGGAUGGCGAAGUCGUGUCGAUGACGGAGCUCGAGAAGAUCCAAGCGAAGGCCAAAGGGAUCAGGUUCUUCGAUGUGACGGACACUUUGGACCUUGGCUCUCGCGCACAGUUCAGGGCUGCCCGUAAACAGUCCUUCCCCACGCCGAGCCACGGUGAGACCGUCAAGGCGGUGAUUGACACUCUCGACAUCCAGAAUCUCAAGGAUGGGCUCGCCAAGUUUACCAGCUUCCGCACGCGCUACUACCGCAGUGAGACCGGGAAGCAGAGCCAGCAGUGGCUGAUGAGCAAGAUUUCCGAGCUCACUAAGGAAUACGCUUCUCCCGAGCUCCAGAGCAGCAUCUCCAUCCAGGAGUUCCCUCACAGCUGGACGCAGAGCAGCGUCAUCGUCACCAUCAACGGUACCUCUACUGAGGACGACGGCAUUGUGGUCAUCGGCGCGCACCAGGACAGCACCAACACAUGGCCGUUCCUCCCGGCGCCUGGUGCCGACGAUGAUGGCUCGGGUUCUAUGAGCAUCCUGGAAGCGUACCGCGCGUUGAUUGCUUCAGGGUUCAAGCCCAAGCGCACGGUGGAGUUCCACUGGUAUUCCGCUGAGGAAGGGGGACUGCUCGGAUCUCAAGCGGUCGCGAGCGCCUACGAAAGGAAGAACAUGAACGUGGUUGCCAUGAGUCAGUACGACAUGACUGCUUGGGUCAAGCGCGGAACUCAGGAGCAAGUCGGCAUUAUCACCGACUUCACUGACCCGGAGUUGACUACCUUCAACAAGGCGCUUGUGGAAGCGUACCUUUCCAUUCCUUGGGCAGAGACCGAGUGCGGUUACGCUUGCAGCGACCAUGCCUCGUGGCGCAAGGCCGGAUACCCGAGUGUGUUCACGAUAGAGGCGAAGUUCGAGGAUUCCAACCACAAGUACAUCCAUUCCUCGAACGACCGCUCCGACAUCUCGGACGAGUUCAGCUUCGAGCACAUGCUGGAGUUCUCGAAGCUUGCCGUCGGAUUCGCCGUCGAGCUCGGUGGCUGGACCAAGUCGGCGUAA